Molecule: messenger RNA, 1312 nt
Organism: Nelumbo nucifera (sacred lotus)
Lineage: Eukaryota; Viridiplantae; Streptophyta; Magnoliopsida; Proteales; Nelumbonaceae
Source: RefSeq, a predicted model, not a curated record
UUGUUAAAAGCUCUUUUAUCUUUAAAACUGCCAACACCCCGAUUCCGUCUCUCCGGCCAGGAAAUAUACAUACAAAGGGGUAAGGAGCUCUGAUUUGAGUGAUUUCCACUCCACCGGGCAUCGGAUAUAUUAUCAUCUCUCAGUGAGAGCUAAUUAAGCUAGUAACCAUGGGACGAGCUCCUUGCUGCGACAAAGCCAAUGUCAAGAGAGGCCCAUGGUCCCCUGAAGAAGAUACUGCUCUCAAGAACUACGUUGAGAAAUAUGGCACUGGUGGUAACUGGAUCGCUUUACCCCAGAAAGCAGGCCUUAGACGUUGUGGCAAGAGCUGCCGUUUGAGAUGGCUCAAUUAUCUCAGACCAGACAUCAAACAUGGAGGUUUUACUGAAGAGGAAGAUAACAUAAUAUGUACUCUCUACAAUAGCAUAGGAAGCAGGUGGUCUGUGAUAGCAUCCCAACUGCCCGGAAGAACAGACAACGAUGUGAAGAAUUACUGGAAUACCAAGUUGAAGAAGAAGUGGCUGGCAAAGAAGAACGGCCUCAACAGCAACAGCAGCAUCACAACCACCGUCAAUAGCAAUAAAGCCAAUAAUAACAACAUGGACUUCAGUUCCACACCAUCUUCUUCUACUUGUCUAACUACUAAAACCGAAACUUUCGAUUAUGACUUCUCCACUUUUCUCAACACAAGCUCUACAACAGUACUACCUUUUUCGACUGGAGGUGGGUUAGGACACGACGUGAACUCCAACAGAAAGAUUCCCGACCCAACCCACUUGUCUCUGCCGGCGGGACUCAUGGAACCAUCGGAAUUAGGAACCAGCAGAAACAACAGUUACAGUGUUACAUCAUCUCAAGAUGUUUCUGGUCUUUCAGCCUCACCGUCUGUGGGCAUGGAGAACGGCUACGGCACAUGGUCCGGCAAUGGCGGUGGUGAUGAUCAGUAUGGGUUGUUUAUGGAUUUUGGGUCAUCUCCGUAUCAUCUUCUCAAUGGAUUUGGAUUUCAAGAGAAAUACAAUGUCGACGAAGCAACUCCAUAUUUAGCCAACACUACAUAUACAAAUUUAUUGGCUACAGUUUAUGAGACAAAACCCCAGGGGCUGUAUCAAAGUGUUUCAUUGAAAUAGUUGAAAAAGACAAACAUCGAAAGAUCAAGUGAUGAGAAAUAGUAACACACAGCAUAGUAGUUUUUAUUAUUUUUUAGAUGUGUUUUGUUAAUAGGAUCUUGAUUGUGUUGAUAGUUAGAAGACAUUAUUAUGCAAAUGACAUUUAAAUCAUGAAUGGAACUGGAUUUUGCUUUUAGGUAUAUAGAUAA